Rubroshorea leprosula is the source of this 2518-nucleotide messenger RNA. Lineage: Eukaryota; Viridiplantae; Streptophyta; Magnoliopsida; Malvales; Dipterocarpaceae. The record is from the annotation of a GenBank genome assembly.
UUGAAUUUCAAUUUCAAUCUAAAGAAAGAAGGAAGCAGUACUCACCAUGGGAAAUCUUGAAAGGUUUUGGCUGGUCAUCCUUAUUGCAGCACCGUUAGCAGCAAUUGUAGCAGAACCAGCUCCCAUUGCAAAUGGUUGUCCAGAUAGGUGUGGUAAUGUAGAAAUCCCAUAUCCAUUCGGUACAAGAGAAGGAUGUUACUACAAUGAAGAUUUUCUCAUAAGUUGCGAUGACACUUUCCGUCCCCCAUUAGCAUUUUUAUGGAAUAGUAAUAUCAAUGUCACCAACAUAACUCUUGAAGGGAGGGUGCAGAUAAGGACAUUUACAGCCCGCGAUUGCUAUGAUCAGUCGGGUCAUCGAAUUAACGGCAGCGGUAGCCAUAGACUUACCUGGCUCCGAUUGAAGUUUAACAGUAGUUUUACUAUCUCUGACAAUGAAAAUAAGUUUGUUGCCGUUGGCUGUGAUACGGAAGCGGAAGUAACAGGUAUCGUCGAAGGCGAUAAAAGCUACACUGCAGGUUGCAAAACCAUAUGUGACAGAAUUGAUUAUGUAGCCAAUGACACAUGUUCUGGCAUCGGCUGUUGCCAGAUAUCCAUUGCCAAAGGAAUGAGCUACAUCGAUAUAACAGUGAGGAGCUACAAAAGUCAUAAAAAAGUUUGGACAUUCAACCCUUGCAGCUAUGGCUUCGUCGUGGAACAAAGUCAGUUCCACUUUUCUCCAAAAUUGCUUCGCGAAUUGCAAAAUGUUAUUAAACUCCCUAUGGUGCUUGAUUGGUCAAUUCGGGACGAGAACGAUACAUGUGGUAAAACUAAAAAGGCAAAAGCAUGCCAAGGAAACAGCACUUGCUUUCCUGUUGAUGAUAAUGGAUAUCGAUGCAAGUGCUUAGACGGUUUUGAAGGAAAUCCAUACCUACCUAGUGGUUGCCAAGACAUAGAUGAGUGUUCACCCCCUAAUCGCAAUCCUUGUAAAGGAGGUAUGCUCUGCACCAAUACAGAAGGAAAUUAUACAUGUUCGUGCCCCAAAGGUUACCAUUUUGAAAACGGUACUGCACAAGGUUGCGUUGCAAAUCAUCGACAGAACUGGAAUCUAAUUCUAGUCACUCUAGGCAAGUGCACAUGUUUUAAUCCACUUUCAAGGAUUGGAGGCCUUGCAUUUUUUCUAGUAGUCGGCACUUGGCUGUUCUGGGGAUAUAAUAAAUGGAAGCUCAUCAAACUGAAACAGAAGUUCUUCAUGCAAAAUGGAGGUUUGAUGUUGCAACAACAACUAUCCAACCACGAAGGAUCUACAGAAGUAGCUAAAAUUUUUACAGCUGAAGAACUUGAGAAGGCCACCAACAACUUUGAUGAAAGCAAAAUUAUAGGUCAAGGAGGUUAUGGAACAGUGUACAAAGGAACUCUUAGAGAUGAGAGAAUUGUUGCGAUCAAGAAGUCCCACAUUAUUGAUCAAAGUCAAAAUGAGCAAUUCAUAAAUGAAGUGGUUGUUCUUUCACAAAUCAACCACAGAAAUGUGGUGAAGCUGUUAGGUUGUUGCUUAGAGACAGAGGUUCCAUUGCUAGUUUACGAAUUCAUUACCAAUGGCACUCUUCACCAUCACAUCCAGAAUAAAAGUAAGGCUUCAUCAUUGACUUGGGAAAUCCGCUUAAGGAUAGCAACAGAAACUGCAGGAGUACUAUCAUAUUUGCACUCUACAGCCUCUACACCAAUCAUUCAUAGAGAUAUAAAGUCUACAAACAUACUCUUAGAUGAUAGCUACACAGCAAAAGUAUCCGAUUUUGGUACUUCAAGGUUGGUUCCACAAGACCAAGCUGGAAUAUCUACAGUUGUUCAAGGAACUAUUGGAUACUUGGACCCUGAAUACUUGCGUUCAAGCCAAUUAACAGACAAAAGUGAUGUUUAUAGCUUUGGAGUUGUCCUUCUUGAGCUUUUGACUGGAGAAAAGGUAUUUUCCUUUGACAGAACAGAGGAAGAGAGAAAUCUUUCCAUGUAUUUUCUUUCUGCAAUGAAAGAUAAUUGCUUGGGAAAAAUUCUUGAUGGUUGUAUAGUGAAUGAAGCAAACAUUGAGCAACUUAAUGAGGUAGCUAACCUGGCAAGGAGAUGCUUGAGUGUAAAAGGGGAGGAAAGGCCUACAAUGAAGGACGUGGCUAUGGAAUUAGAGGGACUGAGAAGGAUGACAAAGCAUCCAUGGGCUAAUGAUGCAUGGGAUGCAGAAGAGGUAGAGCACUUGCUUGGUGAAACAUCUGAUAAAUCUGGUCAUGACUUUGAUGCUAGUGGUAGCAUGACCGUCGUUUCCAACACCUUUCCAAGUCAAGUAGAACUUGCAAUUCGCAAUGGGCGAUAAACAAAAUUUUCUUGGUGAAUGGUUGAUACCCAUCCAUGUUAGUGCCAAUCAUAAAACUAAGAAAAACAAUGGGGGAAUGGAAGAGACCACAAUCUUGUAGAUAGGAUUCUCUUCCUAAUUUUCAAUAUGUUGUCCCUGGCAUUUACUUUGAAUGCUAUGUAAAAAUAAGCAACAUCAUUGAUC